This is a messenger RNA of Ananas comosus (pineapple), 405 nucleotides long. RefSeq names its product protein RALF-like 19. The coding region runs from base 1 to 405 and encodes 134 amino acids. The record is from RefSeq and is a predicted model, not a curated record. The transcript has a single exon. Lineage: Eukaryota; Viridiplantae; Streptophyta; Magnoliopsida; Poales; Bromeliaceae.
AUGGCUCUCCCCCGCCCCGCCCUCCUCCUCGCCGUCCUUCUCCUCCUCCUCCUAUCGGUGGCCUGCGCAGCCCACUCCGCGCCCCUCGAUGCGGACUGGGGCCUCGCACGCCUCGACUUCGAAGAUGACGAGCUCACGCAGGCGUGCGACGGGACGGUCGGCGAGUGCGCCGACAAAGACGACGAGGACGGCAGCGCGGAAGCAGAGUACGUCGACACCCGCCGUGGCCUCGCUGCCGCCUACCCGGGCCGCACGAGGUUCAUCAGCUACGGCGCACUGAUGAAGAACCGAGUACCCUGCAGCCGCCGCGGCCAAUCCUACUACAACUGCCGCCGCCGGCGCCGCGCCAACCCGUACCACCGCGGGUGCAGCAUCAUCACCAGGUGCGCCCGGAUUCUCCGGUGA